Messenger RNA from Pocillopora verrucosa, 969 nucleotides. Lineage: Eukaryota; Metazoa; Cnidaria; Anthozoa; Scleractinia; Pocilloporidae. The record is from RefSeq and is a predicted model, not a curated record.
AUGUCUAUCAUUUCAAUUAUUGAAGUACACACAAUAUCGGCUGAGGAACUAAACGUGUAUCUUGCGGAGUUUAUUCACUGUUUUCAACUUAAAGACAGAGACGAUUAUGAACACUCAGGCUUAACAUGCCUGGCUUCAAAUAUCGAUGAAUGCAGCAAUGGAAGCCAUGGUUGUGACGUGAAUGCGAAUUGUACCAACACUAAUGGCUCCCAUAGCUGUACCUGUAAGGAAGGAUACACUGGAAAAGGAGAGUCAUGCCAAGAUAUUGACGAGUGUAAAGGAAGUCACUCUUGUCACGUGAAUGCUACAUGCACGAACACCCUUGGAUCACAUGUAUGUCAAUGUCACGCUGGAUAUACUGGAAAUGGACAAAACUGCACAGAUAUUGAUGAAUGCCAAAAAAAUACUCACGAUUGUCACCUGAACGCUACUUGUCAAAACACAAAUGGAUCCUUUGUGUGCACCUGUUUAUUUGGAUUUAACGGAGAUGGACGGAACUGCACAGACAUUGACGAGUGCUCACAAAUGAACAUGUGCGAUAAGAACGCCUCUUGCAGUAAUACCCAGGGCUCCUACAGUUGCGCCUGUAAUCCUAAAUACAUUGGGGAUGGUCUGAAUUGUAAAGCCGAUCCGUGCUAUAAUUACAGAAACCUGAGUGAUGCUGACAGAAAGAGCACUUACAACACACCCUACGGUGGAGAAAAAUGUGACGACGGUUCCUCAUCCUUAAUAUUCGGGGAAUGGUAUCGUUUCGUGGGAGAUGCAGGAACAAAAAUGCCAACCCAGUGCGUACCGGAUUAUAGAUGUGGUACGGCCUUCUCAGGCUGGCUAAAAGGUGGUCACCCCACACUGGCAGAUGGUGAGGUUUCUUCAGAGGUCUGCUUUACCAGAGGUGGAGAUUGUUGCAAGAAAUCACAGGACAUAAAAGUGAAAGACUGCGAAUCCUACUUUAUAUACAAACUACAAAAG